Clonostachys rhizophaga is the source of this 768-nucleotide messenger RNA. The record is from the annotation of a GenBank genome assembly. NCBI's taxonomy places the organism in Eukaryota, Fungi, Ascomycota, Sordariomycetes, Hypocreales, Bionectriaceae.
AUGGACAAUCCAGUCGCCUCCAAUAUCUUGGGAACCGCCGGGGCAGUUCUCUGGUCCAUCCAGCUGCUGCCCCAGAUCAUCAAGAAUUACCGCAACCACAGCACGCAGGGCCUCCAUCCCCUCAUGUACCUCUCCUGGGCGGCUGCCGGCAUCCCUCUCGGCACAUACAACGUGGUCCAGAACCUCAACAUCGCCCUCCAGGUCCAGCCCCACAUCCUCAUCUUCCUCAGCCUCGUCACCUGGGCCCAGAUCAAGCACUACAGCGAUCAAUGGCCGCUUUUCAAGAUCAUCGUCGGCGUAGUGGCGUCCGGCGUGGGCAUCGGAGGCGUCGAGGCCGGUCUGUACUUCGCCCUGCGGCUGGCCCGGGACAGGCACAUCGAGUGGCCGAUGACGUUCAUGGCCGUCCUGGCGGCCGUGCUGCUGUGCGUGGGUGUCGUUCGCUACUACGUGGAGAUAUAUAGAUCUCGAUCCGUGCAGGGGAUAUCCUUCAUGUUUGUGUUCCUCGAUGCCAUGGGAGAUCUCGUCUCCAUUCUGGCGUUGGUCUUUGCCCCUCGCCUCGAUGCUGUGGGCAUGGUCAUGUACGCGGCUGAGCUUGCGCUCUGGAUAGGGAUUGGGAUCUUGGGCUUGCACUACAGGUUCCGGGUAUGGGUAAUGAAGAAGUUGGAACAUGAGACGAAAUCGACUUCACCGGAGUCGGGGUUGGAGUCUACUGAGGGGACGGCUGAAGGAGAGCACAUAUCUCCAGACCAGAAGAAUAUCGGAGCGUAG